Hyaena hyaena (striped hyena) is the source of this 736-nucleotide messenger RNA. RefSeq names its product lens intrinsic membrane protein 2 (gene LIM2). Gene Ontology annotation, cellular component: plasma membrane. Lineage: Eukaryota; Metazoa; Chordata; Mammalia; Carnivora; Hyaenidae. Bases 1 to 522 code for a protein of 173 amino acids. The transcript has 4 exons. Gene Ontology annotation, molecular function: structural constituent of eye lens. The record is from RefSeq and is a predicted model, not a curated record.
AUGUACAGCUUCAUGGGUGGCGGCCUCUUCUGUGCCUGGGUGGGGACCAUCCUCCUGGUGGUGGCCACGGCAACAGAUCACUGGAUGCAGUACCGGCUGUCAGGGUCCUUCGCCCACCAGGGCCUGUGGCGGUAUUGCCUGGGCAACAAGUGUUACCUGCAGACAGAGAGCAUCGCCUACUGGAACGCCAGCCGGGCCUUCAUGAUCCUGUCCUCCCUGUGCGCCACCUCGGGCAUCAUCAUGGGCAUACUGGCCUUUGCUCAGCAGCCCACCUUCACCCGCCUCUCCCGGCCCUUCUCCGCGGGCAUCCUGUUUUUCGCCUCCACCUUUUUUGUCCUGUUGGCCUUGGCCAUCUACACUGGAGUCACAGUCAGCUUCCUCGGUCGCCGCUUCGGGGACUGGCGUUUUUCCUGGUCUUACAUCCUGGGCUGGGUGGCCUUGCUCAUGACCUUCUUCGCAGGGAUUUUCUACAUGUGUGCCUACCGGAUGCACGAAUGUCGGCGCCUUUCUGCUCCCCGCUGAGCCCAAAUACCCCGAUUUCACCUGGAAGUGAAAAUAGGGCCACUGGAAAGGAGGGGAGGGUCUAGAGGCUGCAAUCCUGGUUCCUGUGAGCAGGAGGGGGCCCAGUCCCGGACUCUGGGUGGGAGGGCCUCUGAUUUCUGCAUCCCCAGGGGGAAGGAGGAAGAGUGGGGUCUGGUGGGAGGCAGUUGAGAAGACCUGAGGUCUAGCCUAUGAA